This is a messenger RNA of Lichtheimia ornata, 378 nucleotides long. RefSeq lists its product as uncharacterized. NCBI's taxonomy places the organism in Eukaryota, Fungi, Mucoromycota, Mucoromycetes, Mucorales, Lichtheimiaceae. The coding region runs from base 1 to 378 and encodes 125 amino acids. The transcript has a single exon. The record is from RefSeq and is a predicted model, not a curated record.
AUGCACACGGUCUUGACCACGACAACGGUGACUCCUUCUUCAUUCGCCGUACGACAAUGGCGUAGGUUCUCAUCACAAGUACGAUCCAUGCACUUGAAACGACAAAAAUCAACCUCUUCACGUAAAUCGGAAGCAUCCAGCAAGUCGAGUAAAUCCGUACGCUUUGAACUUGUGGAGGAUGUGUAUUAUACCCACAGCCCAUCCGAAUAUGACAGAUCACCUGCAACCGAAAAUACCGCACGUCCUGUUCUUGGUCAACUCUUUUUCAUUGAUGAGAAGGAUGAUAAUGAUAAAGCGCUUGUACGCAACACCAACAAUAAUCGGCAUCGAAGUUUUCAAUCCGCUGUGAUUCACCUUGCGCUGCGCGCAUGGCGAUGA